CGGUGCGCGCGCGCGCGGCCGGCGGCGCCUCCUCAGAGCGGCCGCGGCGGGUUCGGCGCUGACGGGGCCGACGGGCCGAGACCGGCGGAGCGGCCGGAGCGGGCGGCGCCUCUUCCUCCCUCCUCCUUCUCCUCUCUCCUCCCUCCCGCAUCCUCCUCCUCGCCCCCCUCCUCGCCCGCCUCCGCCCCCCCGCACGCAGGCACCGCGGUUCCCGGCACGGACAACAUGGCGGCGGUGUCGGGGGCAGGGGCUGCGGGCGGCUCCGUCAGCGCCGGCGGCCCGGAGAUGGUGCGGGGACAAGUGUUCGACGUGGGGCCGCGCUACACCAACCUCUCCUACAUCGGCGAGGGGGCCUACGGCAUGGUGUGUUCUGCUUAUGAUAACGUCAACAAAGUUCGAGUUGCUAUAAAGAAAAUCAGUCCCUUUGAGCACCAGACAUACUGCCAGAGAACUCUGAGAGAGAUCAAGAUCCUGCUGCGCUUCAGGCAUGAGAAUAUUAUUGGAAUAAAUGACAUUAUCAGAGCUCCAACUAUUGAACAGAUGAAAGAUGUAUACAUUGUGCAAGAUCUUAUGGAGACAGAUCUUUACAAGCUCCUAAAGACUCAACACCUCAGCAAUGACCACAUUUGUUACUUCCUUUACCAGAUUCUGAGAGGGUUAAAAUAUAUCCACUCAGCCAAUGUGCUUCACCGUGACCUCAAACCUUCCAACCUGCUGCUUAACACCACGUGUGAUCUCAAGAUUUGUGACUUUGGAUUGGCUCGCGUUGCAGAUCCCGACCAUGAUCACACAGGAUUCCUGACAGAGUAUGUGGCCACACGUUGGUACAGGGCUCCUGAAAUCAUGCUGAAUUCUAAGGGUUACACCAAGUCUAUUGACAUCUGGUCAGUGGGCUGCAUUCUGGCAGAGAUGCUCUCCAACAGACCCAUCUUCCCAGGAAAACACUACCUUGACCAACUUAACCAUAUCCUUGGUAUACUUGGAUCCCCUUCCCAAGAAGAUUUGAAUUGUAUAAUAAAUUUAAAGGCCAGAAACUACCUGCUUUCUCUACCACACAAAAAUAAGGUACCAUGGAACAGGCUGUUUCCAAACGCUGACCCCAAAGCGCUUGAUUUGUUGGAUAAAAUGUUGACCUUUAAUCCCCAUAAGCGGAUUGAAGUGGAGCAAGCUUUAGCCCAUCCAUAUCUGGAGCAGUAUUACGAUCCAAGUGAUGAGCCUGUAGCUGAAGCACCCUUCAAGUUUGAUAUGGAGUUGGAUGACUUGCCGAAGGAAAAGCUGAAAGAAUUGAUUUUUGAGGAAACUGCAAGAUUCCAGCCAGGAUACCGAUCUUAAAUCAUGCAUAGGACAAGGACUUAAAGGACUGGGCAUGCUCAAAUGUUGCUGUUCCUCUUCCCAGUUCUUUAUUGUUGGUCAUGUCUUGUGGCCUCUCUCAGCUUAUCCACUAACUCCUUUGAGCCAUUCAGGAGGGCGGUUCCUGGUAGUUUUGGCUUUUCAUGCUUUCAAUGAAUCUUUUAAGCCUGAAGAAUUGUAAUUGACACUCCUCUGCGUAAUGCCCAUUGUUGACCUGUUGCAGUACUGUACUGUACGUGCACCUACUGCUGCCCGUGUUUAACUGCUUGCUUUCUGGUUUGAAAGAUGCAGUGGUUCCUUUCACUCCUGGAUCAAUGUCCAAGAAGAGAAUCCAUUGACCUGUAAGACGUUUACACCAUGAACUGUUUUUCUGACUUUACUGAAGUCGCUGGCAUUUUUUUUUAGAAAAGCUACUAUUCAGGGCACUUUAAGUCAGUGACAUCCCAGAUUUUUUUUGCACGUCCUUUUUAAAUACAAAUGGUUGGUUAGCAUCCAGCAGAGUGUACCAUUAUGCUAUGGAUUGCAGCAUAAGUUGUGUUCAUGUUAAUCUUGCUUAUGCACUUGUUUGGGUGUCCUGUGCUGUACAUACAGGUAUUCUAUCCAGUGUAAGAGCUACAUAGGAGCCCAACCUAACUGAAUUCAUCUAAGAAACAUUUUUCCAUGUAUUGACAAAAUCUGUACCUUUUUUUCCCCUGCUUUUCUUAAGAGAGAUCAUUUAAAGUUUACCCACGCUGGAGGCAUAGUACUCCCAAAGUCCUACCGUGCAGUAGCGUUUGUGCAGCCUGUGCAAGGCAAGGUGGCAGCUGCAGCUGCUCUGUGCUCCCUGGGUGCUGGAAGGGUUAACACAGACCACGAUGGCACCGUGACCCCACGGCCAGAGCUUUCCCUGGGCAAGGCAGCCGUAUCUGGUGGCAAGCAAGAAAUCAGAAUAUGAUGUUAAUUAACUCAGUCUGCAUCCUGCAUACCAAUGAAAUGCUUCAAAUGAGGAUUGAUAGUUUUGACAUUUGAAUCUAAUCACUAACAUUCAGAUUCUUGCAGAGAGGAACACUGCAUCUUCAAAUGAGAAAGUUUGAUUUUACUUUUGCUCCUACAGCAUGUCAGCAUCUCAAGUUCAUUUCUUGCAACCUACACUAUGGUGAUUUGUAAUCAAGCCUCCAUGAGCUCGUGACAUGAAGUACUGUUCUGUUGUCAAGUACUAUCAAACUUUUCUGAUAAUGCUGAGUUAGGACAACCAAACAAAGCUAGCACUAAAUAACAUUUAAAAUUGUAUACCUUUUAAUGAUCUUUUCAAGUAUUUGUUACUGAAAUUGUAUAAUGUGGAGUUUACUAGGUGUUAUGUUCCAGUGCAGUGCCUCCUUUUCUUUCCCCACUGCUCUCUGUGGUGAGAAAUUUGCCUUGUUUAAAAUAAUUACUGUGCCCUCGCAUGACUGUUAAAGCUUUCUGUGCAAAGAUGAUUGUCUAAGUGCCACAUGCCUAUGAUUGAGAAAAAAAAUAAUCUAUUGUUACCUCUGAGUUGUGUUCAACUGAAAUGCUAUUCAACAAAUAACUUAGGAAAAAUAGUUCUAUUUUUAGCUUUUCAUAUCUCUGCUGUCUUUUUCUCAUUUUAUUUUGGCAGCAGUGAAGAAUGGAUUGUAUAAAGACUGCUUGCUAAUAUGAACAAAAUGCACUUGUAAUUCCUGGAAAUAAAUUUAAAUCUUAUAUCUUCA
Molecule: messenger RNA, 3056 nt
Organism: Zonotrichia leucophrys gambelii
Lineage: Eukaryota; Metazoa; Chordata; Aves; Passeriformes; Passerellidae
Gene: MAPK1
Product: mitogen-activated protein kinase 1
Exons: 9
Coding region: 226-1332 (368 amino acids)
Biological process (GO): protein phosphorylation; intracellular signal transduction
Cellular component (GO): cytoplasm; nucleus
Molecular function (GO): ATP binding; MAP kinase activity
Source: RefSeq, a predicted model, not a curated record